Messenger RNA from Contarinia nasturtii (swede midge), 7036 nucleotides. RefSeq lists its product as uncharacterized. The record is from RefSeq and is a predicted model, not a curated record. Bases 1096 to 5757 code for a protein of 1553 amino acids. NCBI's taxonomy places the organism in Eukaryota, Metazoa, Arthropoda, Insecta, Diptera, Cecidomyiidae. Gene Ontology annotation, molecular function: p53 binding; protein-lysine N-methyltransferase activity; histone methyltransferase activity. Gene Ontology annotation, cellular component: nucleus. The transcript is spliced from 8 exons.
GAAAAAGAAUAAAUCCAAUUCGACCAACGUGAAAUGAUCGAUCAGCAUUCGGUCUGUUGAAAUCGCUCGUCACUGCAACAGUGAUUGUUGGUUUUUGCCAAUUAAUACAUUUAUCGCAAUCGUCCAAGUGAAAAUUGAAAAUUGACCAAAAGAGCGAAUGAAAAUUAAAAAAAAAAGUUUGCAUCCAGAAUUUGUUUGAAAAAUUGGCUCGAUUGAGUGUGUUAUACUACAGAGUGUGUUACAGUGUGUUGCCUCUCUGUGUCUGUCGCUCUUUCUCUCUCUCGCAUUCUGUUUUGUAUUUUACGGUGUUGUGUGUGCCGUCGCCUCUCACAGAAGCGCACGUAGUGUUUCCAAUGUUCGAUGAUGGCGUACCGAUAAAAGUGUAUUUGUGUGAACGGUACAGUGUGCAUAAAUGAGAGGCUCUCUGGCUAGCAGCUCAGUCUUUUGUACUUCAUACCUCGAAUUAAAAAAAGUGUUUUUUUUCUAUUUCAUCAUCGUUGUCGUCGUUCGUUCAUUCGUUCAUUUCGUUCAUCGUUGUGCUACAAAGUUUUUCGUAUCGAGGAUUUGUAAAGUGGUAAAUAUUGUGUGAGCGCUCGCUUACUAGGCACACAAGCGCAACGUCAACCUCAAUGAUAGAUACGAUUCGGAAUAUUGUGCUGCUCUCGUUGUCGUCGUCGCUCUUUUAUAUAUAGAAAAAAAUACACACAUUUUACAUACAUUUACAUUCAUGCUGCAACUUUAGUGUUUUUUUCUUCUCUCACUCUCUGUGCUGUGUAAAAUUCCUUUUUUUUCGUGUUUCGUGUGCAGAACUAAUAAUAUGAAAGAAGCAUCAAGUCAAAACAAGAAGAAUAUCAGUGAGCGAGUGUGAAGAAAAACUUUUUUUUCUCGUACACUGUUCGGACGAAAAAGAAGUGUCUUUUGUUUUUUUCCAUCAAUUGUGAACCAACCGAAAGAAAAAAUUUAAUUUGGCUUGUAUGUGUUCGGGUGUUGUUGUUUUUCAUUUUGUGUGUGAGAGAGCAAAAUAAGAAAAAGUAAAAAAUAAUAAUAAAUAGAAAUAGUUAAGCGACACGAACCAAUUGUGUGUGCGCUUCAACGAUGACCGAUUUCAUCGAUACUUUACUGACAAGUAUGUCAUCGAAAUUCAACGAAACCAAUGCCGAUUUACAGAUCAAUUUAAAUGAAGACAAAACAUUGAAAUGGAGAGGUUUACAUAAUAAUCAAUAUGCGGCCGUAAAAAAACGCAAAGAUAUAAAACGAAGUGAAAAAUCAACAUCAAAUACAACAACAUCGUCGUCAUCGUCGACAGACGAUCCGCCAUUAUUGAACGAUAGCGCUAGUGUUACUGUUAAUGCAGAUGAUGUUACAACAGCAGCAGAUGUGACACAGUCGUCGCAUGAAAUCGAUGCAAUCGAUGAAACGGUACCGAAUGAAAAAAGCGAAAUUGACAAUUUAAGUGGUAACGAUACCAAAAGUACAGUGAACACCGAUAAAAUGGAAAAAAUAAAUAUUGAUAAGGAAAAAGACGAUGAUCAACAGCGACCAUUUAGACGUACAUUGCGUCGAAAACAAAUUGCUGACGAUUCAUGUGAAGAUUUAAGUACAGUGAAUACAGAUAAAAAUCGUAAAGGCGGUUUACGACCAAAGCGACAAUCGUCGGCCGGAUCGACAAGUGAAAAUCGAUCGGUGUCACCGCGAGGAAAAGAUGAUGAAAAAUCAAAUGCAUCCAAUACCACCGAUACUGUGGCCAAUCGAAAUAAUAUAAUGACACGACAACGGGGUCGAGCCAAAAAAGUUGACAGAGAAAGUAGCAUUGAAGCUCAAUCGAAGAGUGCUGCCGACGAAUCAAAUGAAUCAUUACCAAAGACACGAAGUGAACGUGGAAAUUCAAUUGCAAACGAAGUAGACGAUGGUCUGAACAGUACACAACCAACACCACCGAAAUUACGACGCAGCGAACGAACGCAUACAUCUACGCCCAGCGAUCAAAAGGAUCAAAUCAUUCAAAUUCAAGAUAAUGAUCGAAGCAAAGCAGAGACAACAGAUAACCAUGAACAUAAAUCUAGCAGUGCUGAUAAAGAGCAUGCAACACGAUCACGUAAACGUACAUUCGAUGAUAAAAAAACGCAUGACACCACAACCGACAUCAAAGAUGACAAAUGCAUUGUUGACGAUGAAUCGGUGCCUAGUGUUGUGAUGGACAUUGAUGUAAAAGACGAUGUCGAAACGAGCAUCGAUACGAAACCGGAAAAUAGCCAAAAGAACGAUGACGUUGAAAUGAUUGACGUUCCAACCGAUACAAAUCACGAUGAUCAAUUGUCAAAUGGUAGCGAUGGAACGAACGUUGUUGCUCGCAAACGUGGACGCAAACCUGGUUCGACCAAAGCAAAAGGCAAUUUAAAAUUAAGCAUGACUAUUGCAACGCGAAAUUCACCGGUUAAGAAAUCACCACGGUUCACAAGUGAUGAAAGUCCAUUCGUUUAUACCAUUCCGAAAAAGGAUAAAGUUGCAGCUGAGGCACAGCCUCAACAGCGUUUAUCACGUCGUAUAAAACCAACACCAAAGAUUUUGGCCAAUGAAGAGCUUCGACAAGGAUUUGAAAUCCAAAAUAAUGCCCGUUUAUCGCUAAGCAGCGAGCAUUUGGACAAUGAAUUGGAGCGUAGUCCAAAACAAAAAUCUCCACCAAGUACACCGUCAUCACAAGACAAUGCAAAACCCGAUGCUGAAUCGGUGGCCAAUGGUAUCGAAAAAGUGGUUAGUCGUAGUAAAUCGAACACACCGCCGAAACGUCAAUCAAGCAAUUCAAACGAUACAUCAAGCUAUGAGGUGGUGCGACCAGUGCGCCAACCAUGUCCAGAUCCCGAGAAACUUUUGAAUGAAAUAAAACAGUUCAAAAUCAAUUUGCAUCGAUCGCCCGAACUCGAUAAGAAGCUCAAUUUCAAGCAAAAGAAACGUUUGAUCAAGCUCAAAGAGCGACAUUUUCACAAGCUCGGUUUGCAACGUGUAUCAAAAUCGCAUGGCAACAAAGAUUCAUCGGACGAUGAAUGCAUUGAAUCCGACGAUUAUGAAGAUUUUGUACCAAAUCAGAAAAUCAACGUCGGCCGACCGAGUGUUACAUUGCGAAUGCGUGGCCAAAAGGACAUUGUUAUUUAUAACAAGCACAUUAACAAAGCAAAGACCGUUCGCGAUAAAGCAUUGAAAAAAUCGCUAAGCGAUAAAGUGCCGGCUGCAAUAAUCGAUCAAUUGGAUCAUCGUUCAAAGGAAUUGAUUACACGAAAUCCAGAAAUCAGUUUGAUAUCAAGCACAAAACACAAAUCCGUUGGUGGUACAUCACAAUCUCAAAUGCGUAAACCAACAACAAGUCAUCAUCAACAUCAAAUCACAUCGGAAGUGACGCUAUCGAUCCGCAAAGAGACCGAUUCGAACAUUUGUUUGUGCAACAAAGUGUCGAAAUUCUACACACGAAAAACGGACGAAACAUACUGUUCGGCCGUUGAUCAAAUUGAAGAUCAAAAAGUCGGUUGUGGUAAUGAAGUUGAAGGUGAUUUGCUCAAUUUAUUGCGGCCAAGUAUUCGUGUUAGCUACAUGUUAUUGUGUGAAAGUCACAAGAAACGUUUAUUUUCACAUAAUUGCUGUGCAUCGUGCGGCACGUUUUUGACACAGGGAACAUUUAUGUUGUGCGCUAAAAAUCACUUUUUCCAUCGUGAUUGUGCCACAAAAUUCAUAUUGAAUGCACCGUUUGAUCCACAAAAUCCCGAAUUGGGCAUGUGUCCAACGCUUGUUUUGAAGUGUCCACAUUGUGGCAUUGAUGCACCAUCGGGUGAGACAAUUGUUACGAUGCGAUGUGGCAGUGUUCCAAUAUUUACUACAUCACAAAAGAAACUCACAAAACCGGCCAAAAUGAGCAUCGGUCCGCAUAGCUAUCGAUCAAUAAAAUCACGUGAAGAACUCAAUUUACUUGAAAUCGAACGUUCGAUACCGGAAAGUGUGGUGAAUCUUUUGACACGUGCACAAAAUCGAUUCCCAUUCACACGCGGCAAUCUUUUUACAACCAAAGAUGUAUGCAAUGCCAUUACAAAGGAUGAUAUCGAUCGCAUGGCCGAAAUCAUUGCCAGCGGAUUUGAUAUUUCAACGCCAAUCAAAGAAUUUUACAAUGGAACCUGUUUGCAUUUGGUGGCAAAUUUUGGCAAUGUUAAAAUGACACAUUUGAUUUUAAGUCGUGUUGCGUCCAUCGACUUUCUCAAUAUGCUCGAUCAAAAUCUUCGAACAGCGAUCAUGUGUGCUAUUGAUGGCAACAAAAAUGAUAUUUUGAAGCUUCUGGUUCAGUGUGGUGCUGAUGUUACGAUUAGAGGAACGGAAGGAAUGACGGCCCUUCAUAUGGCAGUUAAAAAGAAGAAUUACGAGGCUCUUGAGAUCAUUUUAAACACAUAUCGUGAAUCGUCAAGUCUACAUCAGAUUGAGAAAUUCUUGAAUACGCGUGACGAUGGCGGAUGGACGGCAAUUGUUUGGGGGGCUGACGUUGGUAAUAACAAAAUUGUCAGCGCUUUGCUCAAUUGUGGUGCUGAUCCAAAUAUAUGCGAUGACGAAAACAGCAGUGCUUUGCACUGGGCCACGCUAUCGAAUAGUAUCGAAACGGUUAUGGUGCUUCUGCAAGCCGGCAGUAAUUUAAGUGCACAAAAUAUAAACGGAGACACCGCACUACAUAUCGCAUGCCGAAACGAUAAUACCAGGAUUGCAUUGUAUUUGUUGGCGCACGGUGCCAGUUUGGACAUCACAAACAAUGCAGACGACUCUCCGUACGAUUGUGUAUCGGAUGAAAAUAGUGCAUGCGGUCGUGCCAUACUAUUUAAUCUGCAAAUUCGUAAUGUUGCCGGUUUGCCAGAGCAAAACAUAAUUCAUCCAGACAUAUCAAACGGUCGUGAAACCUAUCCAAUUCAAGUGGUCGGACGGAAGAAAUAUCGAAAUGCGCGUUCAACUUCGAGCCAGAGUGACACAGACACGGAUUCACUCAUACCUGAUUUUAAAUAUAUUACCAAAACGAUUUUACUCCAGAAUUCGAUUCAAAUCGAUCGUCGCGUAUCACAAAUGAGAAUUUGCUCUUGUGCCGACAAUUGCACCGGUCAGAAUUGUCAAUGCAGUGAGAUGUCCAUUCAGAAUUGGUAUGGUCCCGAUGGACGGUUGAUUAGCGAUUUCAAGUAUCAUGAUCCUGCAAUGAUGUUUGAGUGCAACGAUGUAUGCGGUUGUAAUAAAUUGAUGUGCAAGAACCGAGUCGUACAGAAAGGUUCGAAGGUUGCUUUGCAAAUAUUUGAGUGUGCCGAACGUGUGAAAGGAUUUGGAGUGCGGGGCAUUGCGAAAAUUCCACGCGGUACAUUUAUCGCCGAGUACACGGGUGAAAUUUUAACCGAUAACGAAGCAGAUCGACGCACUGACGAUACAUAUUUCUUUGAUCUUAGCUCAUCUGGCUUUUGUAUCGAUGCCAAUUUGUACGGAAAUGUCAGUCGAUUCUUCAACCACUCGUGCGAACCGAAUGCGGUACCGGUUCGAGUCUACUAUGAACAUCAAGACUUACGUUUUCCAAAGAUCGCAUUUUUCGCAACAAAAGAUAUCGAACCAAGUGACGAGAUAACUUUUGACUAUGGUGAAAAAUUCUGGAUUGCCAAACAUAAAUCGUUUACAUGUCAUUGUGGAACAAAAUCUUGCCGAUUCUCAGAAGGAACAAUUGCUAAAACCCUAGAAGAAUACAACCAAAGAAACUCUUAAGCAGAUCCAAUACAAUUGAGACACACACACAGGUGUUUAUUGAUCUUUCAAAUGUAAGAAACAAUCCUCCGUUUUUUUAAACCAAAAGUAUGCGAAAGGAAAAAAGGUUAAAAUGAGCCCAACUAAGAAGAUUAAUAUUUAGUGAAAAAAAAACGAAAUUCAUUUGCAAAUGGAAAUUACUAUUUUUCUAGUAAAACAACAAAAAUUUACCAAAAAAUGAAUGAAACAAAAACAAAAUAGUAAAAAGAAUUAGAUGAGAAAUUAAUUUAAAAUUAAAUAACAUGUAACUAUUACGAUUUACAAAAUCUGUGUCACAUAUACCAAAAUUUUAUCAAUUUAACCGAAGAAGAUUUAACAACAAGAUGAAAUACCAGGAUAAACAACUUAUUUUCUAUUUAUUAUAAUUAAUUAUUUUGGAGAAUCGAUCGUAUUUAUUUUACCAAUGAAAACAAAAGAGAAAAAGUAUCGAAGAAAACAAACAAUAAUAAUUAAUCGAAACCAAAUAAAGUUUACACUUACACGAUAAAGUUUAUGUAUUGAUUUAAUGGAAUGGAACCAUAUACACGCCAGCACUGUGUACCAGAAUAGAGUAAAAGCCUAGUAGAAUAUCGGGAUAGAGAAAAAGUUUGGAAAGAAUCUAAUUAAGUAUCUAAUUAUUUACCGUAAACGUAACUAAGUCAUUAUCAUUCAUCAAUCACUGUAGCGCUUUGAUUUUGUGUGGCCAAAAAGAAGAAACAAGUGUAGUAUGUAUACCAUUUUUUGCCAUUUUUUAAGUUAAAAUAAAAUAUAAAUAUAUUGGUGUCUUUUUAAAGAAGAGAAAAAAAAGAGUAGAUAUUGAAAACGGUCGAUGAAUGACCCGAUUGUGAUUCGAUCACAGAAUGAGGUGAUGAGUUUAGUCAUUGGUAUUGUCAAUUACAUAAUAUAGGAAAUAGGCGAGAAAGCAGAUGGGUCGAAGGGAUAGAAUUUAAAUUUUCAGUACAUGAGACUGAAUGAUCGAACGAGCAUUGGAAUGUGAAUAAUUGCUGUAUUCUGUAUGUCGACAGGUCAUCGACUGCCAUAUAUAAUUUAUGUCAUUUUUUUUCUCGGAUUCGCUUGCAAUGUUUUAGAUUUUAGUAUUACACAUUUUUUUUCCUCUUUUUUCUCAUAUUGUAUGCUCUUUUGUAAUCAUACCUCAUCAUCAAAUCCCGUCAUAUUUUUUUUUUUUCUAAUUAGUCCAAAAAGCAACAAAAACCUGUGCAAAUCAACGCGUUUUUUUAAAACCAAAAACACAAUCAUUUUU